AUGGGGACUUCAUGUACCCCUUCCAAGGGCGACCUCAUGACCCGAAUGUCCUUCAUGAGUGGCACGUCGCAAUACAAAGACAUUGAGCAGGACAAGGGGUUUGUGGAAUUGAAAACACCUGCUGAUCUCACGGACAUUGAGGGCGGGGCGCUCCGUGAGGGUGAAGCGCCUGAUCUAAAGAGCAGAGAGAGCUUCGGACUGCUGGUUCAAUACGCUGCUGUUGGGCUCAACUAUGGCGUCUUACCCGCCACGAUUUACCCGUUCCUGCAAAAUUACAUGAAUGCGUCAGGUGCUCAAGUCACCACGGCAGCGACCUUGGUGGUACUACCGUGGAGUUUCAAGUGCUUCUAUGGUAUCUUGUCCGACUGUAGACCACUGUGGGGCUACCGUCGUCGGCCGUGGAUGGUCAUCGGGUGGGCCAUCUGUCUCACCAUGCUCCUUGUGAUGGCCUGUAUGCCAGCAGGAGACCCGUACUACACUGUACCAGCUGACCGAGACAUCAAGCCAGCUGAAUACACCCCUGAGAUCGAAGCGCGGAUCAAUUACAGCGCUUCUUCACAAGCGGGCAAGUACGUCCUGCUUAUGUUUAUCGCGGCCGUGGGCUACGUGAUGGCUGAUGUCUGCGCCGAUAGUAUCGUGGUGGACUUUGCCCAGCGGGAGCCACUCAAGACGCGUGGCAAGACCCAAUCGGCUGUUUACUCUGUGCGGACGGUAUUUGUCAUCCUAGGUCAGCUCCUUACUGGUUUCUGCUUCAAUGGCAAGGAAUACGGCGGUGACUUUGACUUUUCCAUCACCUUCCCGCAACUCAUGCUGAUUCUCGCCGUUUUGACGGUACCGGUGAUCCCGAUGACUUGGUUCUUCAUCAAAGAAGAGAAGGUGCUGCGCGUGGAAUUCAAGCGCUACAUGAUGGAGCUCUGGCAACUGAUUCAGAAACGCGCGAUCUACCAAAUUAUCUUCUACAACUUCUUCAGUAACCUGUGUUCCGGCAUCUCGUACACGGCUGCAUCCCCUGUGCAGUCGUACAUGGUCGGCGUCACUCCAAUCAACAGCACUAUCAGCGAUAUCCUCGGCAGUGUGUUGUUCCUCGCUGGCAUCAUGAUCACGUCCAAGUGGGGCUUGCACUGGAAUUGGCGCUAUAUGAUCAUGUUCACGGGCGGCCUGGUCAUUGUUGUCGACAGUAUCACGACGUUUGUCACGAUCUGGGACGUCUUCCGCAGCCAAUGGCUCUGGCUUGGACUGCCUCUGACAGUGCAGCUUCCAGCUGGAGUGGCUUUUGUAAUUUCCGGUUUUGUGGUGGUUGAGCUCGCCGGUGUUGGCAAUGAAGGCGUUGUCUUUGGCCUCAUUACUAUGGUCGCCAACCUCUCAUCCCCGUUCGCUUCAGCCUUGACCCUGAUGAUCGAUCAGCCGUUUGACCUGACCACCGAGCGCAUCCAAGCUGACGACGCGUCGAUUCGAAUGGACAUCACGUAUGCGGUGAUUAUCAUGUACGCAAUGUCGAUCUUCUCGUGGGCCUUUUUGGUUUUCCUACCUCCUCAGAAAGAAGAAACGCAAGAGCUUCUGCGCACGAGUAGCAGCAGCAAGGUCAUGGGUGCAGUCACAGUUGCGUACCUCACGUUUGCACUCCUCUGGUCCCUCAUGACCAACACUAUGGCUAUGUUCGAAACGACGUCGUGUCUAUUUAUCGCCGGUGGAAGCGGUUGCUGA
This is a messenger RNA of Peronospora matthiolae, 1704 nucleotides long. The record is from the annotation of a GenBank genome assembly. NCBI's taxonomy places the organism in Eukaryota, Oomycota, Peronosporomycetes, Peronosporales, Peronosporaceae.